Molecule: messenger RNA, 4747 nt
Organism: Thamnophis elegans (Western terrestrial garter snake)
Lineage: Eukaryota; Metazoa; Chordata; Lepidosauria; Squamata; Natricidae
Gene: PDZRN3
Product: PDZ domain containing ring finger 3
Exons: 10
Coding region: 362-3541 (1059 amino acids)
Biological process (GO): protein ubiquitination; neuromuscular junction development
Cellular component (GO): neuromuscular junction
Molecular function (GO): protein binding; ubiquitin protein ligase activity
Source: RefSeq, a predicted model, not a curated record
GGCAAUUAGUUCAGCCAGUAGACAGCCCGCAGUCAGCCAGUCUGGGCUGCUCCUCGUGCCUCGCAAGGAAUGAGAGAGGAGAGCGGUGAGAAUAAAUGUCCGGUGACCUCUGCAGUUGGGGCUUUUUCUUCUCUCGAAGGAAGAUUUUCUUUUUGUUUUCCCCUUCCCCCCCCCUCUCCUCGGACACCGUGUGAUUUGGAACGCUUGGGGUUUUUUUUAAAUAUAUAAAACUAGUUGAUUAAAUCGCGGCUUCAUCUUAUUUCUCACCCCAGAGAAGUGGGGGAGUUUGGGUGGGUCCGUGCGCUCGGGUUGAACGGACGGACGGAGGCGUUUGCCUUGCGGUCACCGAAGGCGGAGAGCAAUGGGUUUUGAACUGGAUCGCUUCAACGGGGACGUGGAUCCCGACUUCAAAUGCAAUCUGUGCAACAAAGUUUUGGAGGACCCUCUCACCACCCCUUGCGGUCAUGUGUUCUGCGCCGGCUGCGUCCUGCCGUGGGUCGUGCAACAAGGCAGCUGCCCGGUGAAGUGCCAGCGGAUGUCCACCAAGGAGCUGAACCACGUCCUGCCCUUGAAGAGCCUCAUCCUCAAGCUGGACAUCAAGUGCGCCAACUGCGAGCGGGGUUGCGAGAAGGUGGUCAAGCUGCAGCAUUUGGCCGAGCACGCCGAGAUGUGCGACUACUCGCCGGCGAAGUGCCGCCAUAAGGGCUGCACCGAAGUGCUCAACUUGCGCGACGUGGACGCGCAUAUGCGCGAGAGCUGCGAGGCCCGGCCGGUGGGGAUCUGCGAGCAAGGCUGCGGCUUGGUGCUCACCCAUCGCGAGCGCAAGGCCGGCUCCCACUGCUGCCUGCAGGCGCUCAAGGCGCACAACGGCGCCCUCCAAGCCAAACUGGCCGGCCUGGAGAAGGAGCUGAAGAAAGAGGCGCUGCGGGCCGGCAAGCGGGAGAAGUCGCUCCUCUCGCAGCUCUCGGCCGUGCAGCUCGAGCUCCAGAUGACAGCGCUGCGCUACCAGAAGAAGUUCACCGAAUACAGCGCCCGCCUCGACUCGCUCGGCCGUAGCCUGGCCGCCUUUUCGCCCAGCAAGGGUGAAGAGACAAAGACAUUUAAUCUUAUUCUUCAUCGUGAUUCAGGAUCUCUUGGAUUUAAUAUAAUUGGUGGUCGUCCAUGUAUGGACAAUCAAGAUGGCCCAACCAGCGAAGGAAUCUUUGUCUCUAAAAUAGCCGACAGUGGGCCUGCUGCCAAGGAAGGAGGACUCCAGAUUCAUGACCAGAUUAUUGAUGUAAAUGGAAAAGAUUUGUCCAAGGCAACUCACGAUCAAGCCGUAGAAGCCUUUAAAACAGCUAAAGAUCCCAUUGUAGUGCAAGUCCUGAGGAGAACGCCACGCACCAAGAUCUUCAGUCCUUCUCAUGAGUGUCUCUUGGUAGACAUAGGCACGCAGACUGAGAUCACCUUUGAACAUAUCAUGGCUCUAACCAAAAUGGGAUCACCUACCCCACCAGUCCUGGAUCCAUAUCUCUUACCUGAGGAGCAUUCAUCAGGGCAUGAAUACUAUGACCCCAAUGUUUACAUGGGAGGCAUUCAUCAAGACAUGGACAGAGAGGACCUAGAAUUAGAGGAAGUGGAUCUACAUCGAGUGAACAGCCAGGACAAAUUUGGACUUACUGUCUGCUACAGAACUGAUGAUGAAGAUGAUAUUGGUAUUUAUAUCAGUGAGAUUGAUCCCAACAGCAUUGCUGCAAAGGAUGGCCGUAUCAGAGAGGGUGAUCGUAUAAUUCAAAUUAAUGGAAUUGAGAUACAGAAUCGAGAAGAAGCUGUAGCUCUUUUGACCAGUGAAGAAAGCAAGAAUGUCUCCUUACUCAUAGCAAGACCAGAAAUUCUCCAGCUAGACGAGGGAUGGAUGGAUGAUGACAGAAAUGAUUUUCUGGAUGACUUACACAUGGACAUGUUGGAGGAACAGCACCACCAAGCAAUGCAGUUUACUGCCAAUAUGCUACAGCAGAAAAAGAAAAAUGAAGAGGAUGGUGGUACCACAGAUACUGCAACCAUUUUAUCCAACCAACACGAAAAAGACAGUGGCGUAGGGCGUACAGAUGACAGCACUCGGAAUGAUGAGAGCUCCGAACAAGAAAAUAAUGCCGAUGAUCACGUUACUUCCUCAAACACUUUGGGAAGCCAGAAGAAACUUGCUUAUAGCCAGGACACGCUGGGCAGUGGUGACAUGCAGUUCAGCAAUGAGUCAUUUAUUUCAGCUGAUUGCACAGAUGCAGACUUCCUUGGCAUCUCAGUGGAUGAGUGCGAGAGGUUUCGUGAACUGCUGGAGCUGAAAUGCCAGGUCAAAUCCACAAACCCAUACAGCCUGUACUGCCACAACAGUACUCUGGAUAUGAGUAAAAGUGACCAUGAGAGUGUGGAUAGGGAGCUGGAGAUGCUGAAUGAGGAGCUGCGUAAUAUUGAGCUGGAGUGUCUUAAUAUUGUCCGAGCCCACAAGAUGCAGCAAUUGAAGGAACAGUUUCGAGAGCCAUGGAUGCUGCAUAACAGUGGCUUCCGCAACUACAAUACCAGCAUUGAUGUCCGCCGACACGAGCUCUCGGAUAUUACUGAGCUCCCAGAAAAAUCAGAUAAGGACAGCUCCAGUGCAUACAACACUGGUGAAAGUUGCCGAAGCACACCACUCACGUUGGACAUCUCCCCCAACAACUCUCUAUGUAGGACAGCAGACCCUCUCACUUUGCAAGGCAGGGAGGGGGCAGAAGGCCCUCUGAAAUUGUUGUUACCUAGUUCAGAAGAUCAGGAAUCCAGCCUGGCUCAAUCGCCUCCUCCCAAAGAGGCUGACCUUAGCCAGCCAUCAGAAAUCAAGGAAAGGAAAAUUAACGAAGAAAGCAAAAGCUCAGUUCCAACUCCCAAAGCCGGUGGCUCCUCUUUGUCUUCAUAUCAACAUUCUCCGUACAAGCAUGCCCAUAUUCCAGCCCAUGCCCAGCACUACCAGAGCUACAUGCAGCUGAUCCAACAGAAAUCCGCAGUGGAAUAUGCGCAGAGCCAGAUGAGUUUGGUGAGCAUGUGUAAAGACUGGAACUCUUCAAACCAGAGUGAACCCAGGAUGGAAUGGAAAGUCAAGGUCAGAAGUGACGGUACUCGCUACAUUACCAAGAGGCCAGUCAGGGACCGGCUGCUACGAGAGCGUGCUAUAAAGAUCAGAGAGGAGCGCAGCGGCAUGACAACAGAUGAUGAUGCCAUCAGCGAAAUGAAGAUGGGCCGUUACUGGAGCAAGGAGGAACGGAAGCAGCAUAUUGUGAAGGCCAAGGAGCAGAGAAAGCGGCGGGAAUUUAUGAUGCAAAGUCGGUUGGAAUGCUUAAAGGAACAACAAGGGACUGAGGACAAGAAGGAAAUGAAUAUCAUAGAACUGAGCCACAAAAAAAUGAUGAAGAAAAGAAACAAAAAGAUAUUUGACAAUUGGAUGACAAUUCAAGAACUCCUAACCCAUGGCACAAAAUCACCGGAUGGGACAAAAGUUUACAACUCCUUCCUCUCAGUGACUACCGUAUAAUUUUUCUGUGCCAAAGCUAAAAUACGUAAAACCCUUCCGUUGGGGUAGAGAUUCUUGCCUCGUUCAAUGUGGCAACCCUUGUUUUUGUUUCCUUGUUUGUAUAUAAGACACAUUCAUCGGAUCUACCAUCCAAAUGGAGAAUUUGGGUUUCUCAAGCAUUUUCAAAGAGCAGAGAGACAUCAUCCAUCCCAAAUCUUUGAAGGCAAUACUGAAGAGGCUGAGCUUAUUUGGAAUACCAAUAGUACCUUUUUUUGUAACUUGUUAUCCUUUUGCAUAAAGUGUUUUAAAAUAACAGGAAAACUUAUUAAUCAUACUUAACACAGGUAAUAUCUUUUUAUUCAUAUAUUCCUAUUUUAAAAUGGUUACACAUGCAGAAACGCAAUGACAACCUCAAAUAUGUAUUUUUAACAAGGCAGUAUUUUGCAAUAUAUCUUUGCUAGUAGGUCCCUUUUCUGCAGAGGUUGCUGUUUUAAUCAAUAUUUUUAGCUGAACUAGCAAACCCUUCAUAGAAUCGUUUCGCAGUAACAUAUCACACCGGCUGUGUCUUUGGAGUUGUGCUGGCUUGCCUGUCCAUCAUGGUACCUAUGAUAGGUAAACUAAAAACAGCUGGCAGAUAGGAUAAAUCCUGAUGUAGCUCCCUAGAUUUGAAGCCUAAUUGGAAUAACUUGAAUUGCGCUGGCUGGGCUGGUAGUAUUAAAAUCUCACUGUGCUUACUAUAAAUACUUGGGUAACUACAGUCCUGUUUCAACAAAGUAACCAGAUAUAGGUCAUUGGAUUAAAUUACAGAGACUAUGGAGGAAGCUUUCUAUAAAAGUGUAUAGGGACAGGCAAUACCUAGGCACUGAAAAUAUUAUGCAUAUGACUCUUUAGGACUCUAGCUAACAGCUGCACUCUUUCAGCUUCUCUCUCUCUGGUUUCUGAAGAAAGAAAGUAGGUAUUACUUGAAAGAGCAGAAGGCAACUACUACACGCUGCAGCUCUGAAAGGUUUUGAAGUUUGCCAAGGCUGUGGCCUGUUGAACGAAUGUGCAUGUGUGUCUAAUGGUGUUACAAAACCAAUUGUGUAAUUUGAAAUGCCAAUUGUAGUAGCUGUCAGCUUUGUAGAUUGGAAUGUAUUGAAAUUGAGAGCAGUUUUCAUGGGAAACAUGACUAGUUAUUAACAAGUAAAAUGAAGUUAAAAUAAAUUAUUGUUUUAUAUUUCAACUCAA